AUGAGUCUUCGCGACCUGGUCGAUGGCGAAGCCGCGCUGGAUGAUGAGGAAAAUGACGAUGAGGUCUCUGGGGAUUAUGACGAAGAGACUCGGGAAGGGCCCAGCACUGAACGUCACUACAAUGACUCCAGUGAGGAGGAUGAGGAUGAGGACGACGAUGAAGACGCUGCGCGCGCCGUGCGCGAGGGGUUCAUUGUCGAUGAAGAUGAGGAGAUCGAGGAGCGCACCCGGCGCAGGUCAGAAAAGAAACGACCUCGUGCCCGUGAGGAGGAACACCUGGACGAAGAAGAUCUGGAACUGAUUGGCGAGGUGGUUCCUGGUCUCACAAGAGGCGCAUCAUCUGAUGGUGCACAGCAACAAUCCAAAUUCAAGCGUCUCAAGCGAGGUCGUGAUCGCGAAACUCAUCGUGGCCCAUCCCAGGGAAUUGACGACAUGUUCAAUUCUGACGAGGAAGAGGAGGCGGCCCCGCAAUACAGCCGACCCAGUCACCGUGGGGGUCGCCGACAUGACGAGAUGGACGAUUUCAUCGAGGAGGACACCUUCUCCGACGAAGAGGCACAGCGCGAGCGUGAUGAUCUCGAAGUGGCAGCUCCCGCGCGGGCAACCGUGCCCGGUCUCGGAGCGACGGAUGUCGCCGGUCUGGAUGAGAAUGCGGUUGAGGAUCUGCGCGCUGCCUUUGGUGACGGUGAGGACUAUCGAUUCGCUUUGGAUAUCGAAGAGCAGGAGGACGAAGAGAAGCAAAACGAGGACCGUCAUCUGGAUCUCAAGGACAUCUUCGAGCCGUCUCAGUUGGCCGAGAGGGGUUUGACGGAGGAGGAUAAUCAGAUUCGUCUUCGGGACGAGCCUGAACGGCACCAGAUAGCCCGCGCUCCAUACCGCCAUGUGGUUCUAACGGAAGAUCAAUUCCGUGAGGAGGCAGUCUGGAUCUCACAACUAAUGCUGCUCAAGAAGCGUAUCGAACCGGAACUACGGGAACCCUUCCAGCGAGCUGUGGCAAAAAUGCUCGAGUUUUUAAUUACCGACGACUAUGAGGUUCCAUUUAUUUUCCAGCAUCGCAAGGACUAUAUGAUCCAUGCGGUCAAGGAGCCACUGAAUGGAGCGGACCCUGAUGACGAGUCUGCGCAAUACAGCAUUCGUGCCGAGAAACUCCUGAACAUGACCGAUUUAUGGGAGAUCUUUGACUUGGAUCUGAAAUUCCGUGCGCUGGUGGACAAACGUAACACUAUCCAAAAGUCCUACGAUAACCUCCAGAGCCUCUUUGAUAUCACCGAUGCGGUCGUGGAAGAGCUGCUGGUUGCGGCGUCGUCCAUGGAAGAGCUCCAAGACGUCCAGGACUACAUUCAUUUCCAAUAUGCCUCACAACUCCGCGACCUCGCCACAGUCAAUGGGGAGGCCAAUGGCGAGACGCAGCGACGGAAAGCCAGUAACAAGACUUUCUUCGAGCGGGUGCGCAAUGGAAAGGCCUACGGUCUUGUCCGCGCAUUUGGUCUGACUGCCGACGCGUUUGCUCAGAACGCUUCCAAGGAGGGCCGAAGACAGUACACCGAAGAUCCCAGUGAGCGGCCCGAGGAGCUCGCUGACCAACAUGUGGACACCGACUUCUCCAACGCCGACCAGGUACUGAAGGCGGCCAAGUCCAUGUUCGCCGAGGAGGUGGUUGUGAGCCCAAAGAUGCGCAAGGUCAUUCGUCAGGCAUACUACAUGAAUGGUGUGGUCGAUUGCUUCCGUACAGAAAAGGGUCUUCGCCGAAUCGACGAACAACAUCCGUACUACGAAUUCAAGUACUUGCGCAACCAACAACUCAGCGAUAUCGCCCGUCGCCCGGAGAUGUUCUUGCGCAUGCUCAAGGCCGAGGAGGAAAACUUGGUCGAGGUCAAAGUGCGUUUCGAGAACUUUGACCAGUUCAAGCGCCGGAUGUACGCCGACAUUGAGUCCGACAACUAUUCAGAGAUCGCCGAUGCUUGGAACCGUCUUCGCCGUGACGUGGUGGAUCUGGCGCUUGGAAAGUUGGAACGACUGAUCAACCGCAGCGUCAAGGAGAAUAUCCGACAGGAGUGCGAGAACCACGUUGCCAAAGAGUGUCGCGAGGCGUUUUCACAGCGACUCGACCAAGCUCCUUACAAGCCCAAGGGAAUGGUGCUGGGCACCGUCCCAAGAGUUCUCACGUUUUCUGUCGGCACCGGCGUCAUUGGCCGGGACCCCAUCCACUGGGCCUACAUUGAAGAGGACGGCCGUGUGUUGGAAAAUGGCAAGUACUUGGAUAUCACAGUGGGAGAUCCGGUUCGUGGCGUCAAAGACGGUGCGGAUGUCCGUGCUCUUCUGGACGUGAUUGAUCGCCGAAAGCCCGACGUGAUUGGAGUGUCCGGCAUGACACCGGAGACACGUCGCCUCUACAAGAUCCUAACCGAGUUCGUUGACCUCAAGGAUGUGCGUGGUGCCCCCUACACGGAUGAAAACGAUGAAGAGGUCAGUGACCGUCUCGAGACGGUCUUGGUCAAUGAUGAAGUCGCGCGCCUGUAUCACCUCAGCUACCGGGCCAUGAUUGACAAUCCAGGCUUCGGACCCCUGACCCACUACUGCGUGGCGCUCGGUCGCUACCUGCAGAGCCCUUUGAAGGAGUAUGCCAUGUUGGGUCGUGAUGUUCUCUCCAUUCAGUUCAAGCCCGGUCAGCAGCUUUUGCCCCAAGAGUUGCUUAACAAGCAUAUCACCACGGCAUUGGUGGACAUGGUCAAUCUUGUCGGAGUAGACCUGAACGAGGCUGUCAACGACCCUUGGACCGCGAACUUGGUUCCCUACAUCUGUGGUCUGGGUCCGCGAAAGGCCGAGCAUCUUCUCAAGAUCAUCAACAUGAACGGGGGUGUGGUGAACAACCGUCAGGAGCUGUUGGGUUUCAACGUGCAGUACCCUGCCAUGUCCCCUCAAGUGUGGAGCAACUGCGCCAGUUUCCUCUACCUUGAUUUCGAGACAGUGGAUCCCGAUGCGGACCCUCUGGAUAACACGCGUGUGCACCCCGAAGACUACGAUAUUGCCCGCAAAAUGGCGGCCGAUGCCCUGGAGCUGGACGAGGAGGAUAUCAAGGCCGAGACCGAUGAGAAUGGCGCUGGAGCCAUUGUACGCAAGCUGUUCCGGGAUGAGCAACAAGACCGUGUCAACGAUUUGAUCUUGGAGGAGUAUGCGGAGCAGCUGGAGAAGAACCUCAAUCAGCGCAAGCGAGCUACCCUGGAGACCAUCCGGGCCGAACUGCAACAGCCAUAUGAAGAGCUGCGCAAGCAGUUUGUUUUCCUGGGCACGGAUGAUGUCUUCACGAUGCUGACUGGUGAGACCCCCGACUCGCUCAAGACGGGUAUGGUGGUGCCCAUCGCGCUCAAGCGGGUGUUUGACGAUCACAUCGAUGCGAAGUUGGACUGCGGGAUCGAUGCGCUGGUCGCAGAGACGGAACUCGGUCUGCCUUACCACAUCCCCGUCAAAGACGUCUACGCCCCACAUCAGACGGUACCGGCCAAGAUCAUCUUCCUCAACCGCAAGAGCUUCACCUGUAAUGUCUCACUCCGUGAGGAUCAGGUCAGCAACCCGAUUCCCAACACCCCCAAUCAUGGCUUUGGGGACUGGGACGAGGCGCAAGAGCGCAAGGAUCGGGAGUCGAUGCAACAAAAGGAGCAGCAGGGUGGUCAGGCAAUGCGUGUGAUCAAGCAUCCCCUCUUCAAACCCUUCAAUUCGGCCCAGGCCGAAGAGUAUCUGGGCUCUCGAAGCCGCGGUGACGUGGUCAUUCGGCCCUCUUCGCGAGGACCCGAUCACUUGGCCGUGACGUGGAAGGUGGCCCAAGGUGUCUACCAGCAUAUCGAUGUACUGGAGCUCGACAAGGAGAACGAAUUCUCCGUGGGUCGCGUGCUCCGUGUGGGUGGCAAGUACAGCUACAGCGAUCUGGACGAUCUCAUUGUCAACCACGUCAAGGCGAUGGCCAAGAAGGUGGACGAGAUGGUUCUGAAUGAAAAGUACAAGGAGGGCAGCAAAGCUGAAACCGAUCAAUGGUUGGAGACCUACACCAAGGCCAACCCUCGUCGCUCGGCCUAUGCCUUCUGCAUCAACCCCAAAUACCCCGGGUACUUCUUCCUCUGUUUCAAGGCCGGUGAACAUGCCCGUCUUCAGAACUGGCCAGUCAAGGUGAUUCCUCAGGGAUACGAGUUGCAGAAGAACCCGUACCCCGACAUGCAGGCCUUGUGCAAUGGCUUCAAAUUGAUGUUCACCAAUCUGCAAAAACAAGCCGGUCGGAGGUAA
Messenger RNA from Penicillium oxalicum, 4275 nucleotides. RefSeq names its product chromatin-remodeling histone chaperone SPT6 (gene spt6). The record is from RefSeq and is a predicted model, not a curated record. The coding region runs from base 1 to 4275 and encodes 1424 amino acids. Lineage: Eukaryota; Fungi; Ascomycota; Eurotiomycetes; Eurotiales; Aspergillaceae. Gene Ontology annotation, molecular function: nucleosome binding; histone binding; DNA binding. The transcript has 4 exons. Gene Ontology annotation, cellular component: transcription elongation factor complex. Gene Ontology annotation, biological process: transcription elongation-coupled chromatin remodeling; mRNA transcription by RNA polymerase II; nucleosome organization.